Messenger RNA from Mus caroli (Ryukyu mouse), 2000 nucleotides. RefSeq names its product double homeobox protein B-like. Gene Ontology annotation, cellular component: nucleus. The record is from RefSeq and is a predicted model, not a curated record. Gene Ontology annotation, biological process: regulation of transcription by RNA polymerase II. Gene Ontology annotation, molecular function: DNA-binding transcription factor activity, RNA polymerase II-specific; RNA polymerase II transcription regulatory region sequence-specific DNA binding. NCBI's taxonomy places the organism in Eukaryota, Metazoa, Chordata, Mammalia, Rodentia, Muridae.
AUUGCUGUGGGCCCCAGGUCAGGCAGAAUAUCAUGGUAGUGAGUCUGAGGCUCAGAGAGCAAGACAGAGAGAGACAGGGAGAGAGAGAGAGACAGAGAGAGAGAGAGAGAGAGAGAGAGCGCAGAGAGCACUGUCCUUUAAAGCCACAUAGCCAACAAUUCAUCUGCUCCAUCUGACUCCCCGCAGUCACAGUCCAUCAUCUGUCAAGAGUCUUUUAAAACUUCAGUCCACCAAGGGGUUAAACCAGUGAUUAGCUCAACUCUCUCAUGAUAUAAUCUUCUCUGGAAACCACCCCAGACACACCCAGAGGCGGGUUUCACUAAUCUCCCAGGAACCUCUUAAUCCAAUCAAGUUGACUAUCAAGAUUUGCCACAGUGCUGCAUAUUUAAUGAAAGGAUUAAACAACCAACAGGUAUUUAAGAAAUGGGUGGGCCACUCUAGGCUCUACUACAUCCUGUGUCUCUGUGACAGCUCUCUUGGGCCUCUUGGGAUCCAGAUGGCUGCAGCAUGGAGCUGAGCUGCAGUACUGGCCUACUGGAAAAAGAAGCCCGGAGAAGGAGAAUUAUUCUAACCCAGAGUCAAAAGGACACUCUUCGUGUGUGGUUUGAAAAGAAUCCCAAUCCUGAUCUAUCUACCAGAGGACAUCUGGCUAAGGAACUCGGCAUCUCUGAGUCUCAAAUUAUGACUUGGUUUCAAAAGCACAGAAAAAUACGGAAGCAAGCAGACUUUGCAUGCUGCUCUGAAGAAAGCCAAGAGCAGGAACAGGAUAAACCUAGAGUUAAAGAAGCUAGAAGGAGCAGAACGCACUUCACAAAGUUCCAGACUGAUAUUCUAAUUGAAGCUUUUGAGAAGAAUCGGUUCCCUGGGAUUGUUACCAGGGAAAAACUGGCUCAACAAACAGGCAUCCCAGAAUCCAGGAUUCAUAUAUGGUUUCAGAACCGGAGAGCACGGCACCCAGACCCAAGACAGAACACUCAGAAAACUCCUCAUCCACCCCAGAACAGCCAGGGCCCUGCCCAGAAGACUACGGGUAAAGUCGCUCCUUCCAAAACUCUCACCAGCAGUUCUUCAGUUAUACUGCCUCUUUCUCCACCCCACACCCCAAAUGGUCCUUUGGAUCUCUCUCAGGGCCGUCAGAAGCAGUUACCAGGGACCACACUACAACAGCCCUCCCAGGUUGUACAGCAAAGGAGUGACGAUCAAAAUCCCAAUAAAGGUCACUCAUCACCGACAAAGACGACAGGAGAGGAGGGCUUCCAUUCUCAGCCUCCUUUACAGCUCCUAAUCCAAAACAGAGGGCAUCAUCCCAGUGAGAGCAGUGGUUUGGCGGUACCGCGCUUAGAAGAUUGUACUCAGGUUCCAGCUGUCAAUCAACACUUCCGGAAACUAGACCAAAAUGAUUCCACCUUUCUCCAACACUGGGACGAGUGGUUCGGAUCCAUGCUUGCUGAAUGGAUGCCUGACAAAGAAUACUGGUCUGAGAAAGCUGAGCUGCAUCCGUGGCAGGUGCAGCUGCGGCAGCUUUCCAGCAUGUCUCCUCAAGCACACCAAACUCCAUAGCAGUAGGUUUAAGCCUCAAGCCGUUCAUUCCUCUUGAGCACAGGUUUUCAGGACAAGAUCUCUUCCUUCGGCAACCAGGUCCCCACGUGGACUCCCGCGCAUGGCUUGGAGAGCUUCUCAGGAGAGUGUUGGGUUCUUCACAAGUACAUCAGUGACGCAGAUUCACGGGAACCUGCCCUCGGGCAUGAAAUCAGUGGCUAUAUUGAGGAAUAGGUAUGCAGAAUUACGGAACAAGUUCAAGUUAGUAUGUGCAUAAACCACAUGGACACAAAAAGGGGGCAAUUAUUUUUAUUCUUAAUUUAUUCUUGAGAUCUGAUCUCACUGUUAUUCUGGCUGGUCUUGAACUCCUGUGCUUAAGUCAAUUUCCUGCCUCAGCCUCCUAAAUAAUCGGUGCUACAAAUAUAUCCCUCCAUGUCCAUCCAUCUUGGUUUUAAUCUUAA